CCCCCCCCCCCCCUCUCCAUCUAGCACAACAGCAUCAUGCUUUCUCCGUCCUCGUUGGCACUUCCUAGACAGGCCCCUCCAGUGAGGCCCUCUCGGUCCUUGGAGGGACUAGAGCAAGUCGUUCCUCCUCGAGUGCCAGUGCCCCCUGCUCGCCCGGCACUGCGACAUAUUGAUAAGCCGCUCCCUGAGCUGCCUCCCAAGCCACUGCCUGAGACCCCGUCGAUGGAUGAGGGCUCCACUGCAUGGAGUGAUGACAGUAGUACCAUUUCCAGCUUCUACGAUGACAGCCGACGCUUUUCGGCGGAUUCGUCCGAGAGUUACCCUGUUUUUGUCCGCUCUGGUUCGGACGAUCUGUCCGAGCUUGUCGAUCAUCCACCCACUACCGGGCCCAUCGACCCGUACCAGCAUGACGACCAUCACCAGCACCACAAUGACCAUCCAAAGUCCGCACCCUUCGCCAUCACCACUACUUUCCUCCACGAUGACCACUCCGACCGAGCCCAACCCUGGGUCGCUAACCGGGUUGGCCCCAACCAUUACUUCCGGGAGAAGAAAUGGGACUUUUUCCCUGAGCUGGCUACUCCGUCGGCUCUCCCGGCAUCCCCGCGUUUUCCCACUCACCCCCGCAAAAAGAACGGCAGUAAACUGAACCUCACCGUGUUCGACUUCGCCAGCCGCAACCGUUGGAACUCAUCCGAUCGAAGUGGACGCGCCCUCGCUCAGGACGUGCGCAAUUCCAUUCGCUCCUAUGUGCAACGGCGCUUGUCGAAAAAUUCCCUGGAACGAAACAAGAGCAAUCGGUCCUCACCCCCCACAGCAGGUUCAGUGGAUCCUGUGCGCACCCCCACGCCAUCGAGCAAGAUCACCACCACCGACGAAUAUUAUCAUCCUGGAAGUCCAAGGUCUCCUCUGAGCCCAGUGGAUGUCUCACCCUCGAAUAAACGCCUAUCGCGCAUGUCCACUCGCUCAACCAUGGGUGCGCGCGGCCCGCACCCGCGGCCUCUGGCGUCCCCACGGAAGAAGCAGCUAGCAGUGCCGAUGUCGCCGUAUCAGAAGUACGGUGCGGCGAUCUGGGAGAAGCCAGGUCGCGAGAAGCGCAUCAGUUACCGACAGAGCCCUAAUGUUCGGUUCCCUCGCUAUCGGAAACGACGCUCGUCAAAGAAGGGCUUUGUGUCCUCCGCAACGCCACCCCUGACGCCACCCGCCCGGUCUCAACUACAGCAGAACACUCGGGACUGCGUCCGAGCUAUCCAAGACGGCACCCAUCAUAUCCUCGACGCCCUUGACGGCGCGCGGAAGAAGAUGAUCGGGGUGCGAGGCGAUCGACGGCACACAGAGCUGAAAUCACAAAUCCGACUAGUCGGACCAGUCAGUCCAUACAAUAACAAUUACGGACAGACCGAUCCAUGGAUUUAGAACGAAAAGCUCACUAUCUCUCCUCUCAGACUUUCCUUUCUCGUUCCGUCUUCUUUCCUUUCUAUGUUUAUGAUAUCCCAUUCGCUUCAUUGUCCAUGUUAUCCAAUUAGCCUGUCCUUAUUAUUUCCGGUCACUCUCUACGUCUACAACUCUCGUCUUGUCCUGCAACUCUAGUCAUUACCGUGAUAUCCCGUUGGCAUUUUCAGGGUCUCUGCUUGGCGUUGGGGAUGCACCUAUAGAUGCUUUAUCUAUAGCCACUUCAACUUUUUGGUAUAUUACAUUGAGGAAUACUAGCUUAUAAUGACC
Messenger RNA from Aspergillus neoniger CBS 115656, 1722 nucleotides. RefSeq lists its product as uncharacterized. Lineage: Eukaryota; Fungi; Ascomycota; Eurotiomycetes; Eurotiales; Aspergillaceae. The transcript has a single exon. The record is from RefSeq and is a predicted model, not a curated record. Bases 37 to 1416 code for a protein of 459 amino acids.